This is a messenger RNA of Amphibalanus amphitrite, 765 nucleotides long. RefSeq lists its product as uncharacterized. Lineage: Eukaryota; Metazoa; Arthropoda; Thecostraca; Balanomorpha; Balanidae. Gene Ontology annotation, molecular function: peptidase inhibitor activity. Bases 52 to 384 code for a protein of 110 amino acids. The transcript has 4 exons. The record is from RefSeq and is a predicted model, not a curated record.
GUCAUUCGUUAGUGAGACGAGGAGGCUGAGAGGGUGCAGAGACACUGCAAGAUGAAGAGUGUGAUGAUAUUGGUGGUUUUGGUGUGUUGUUUGGUGUUGGCGGGCGCAGCACCACAAUUCGGAGGCGGCUCGAGCCGCUGCCGUCCGGGCAGUGUGGUACAGAGGGACUGUAACACGUGCACGUGCUCCUCUACCGGGGUCCUCGGCUGUACGCUGAAGGCCUGUGUCGGAGGAGGCGCCUCCGGCGGAGGAAGGCCGCGCCCGCGUCCACUGCCAGUAAAUUUUCCCGGAAACUUCCCGGGAAGUUUUCCGGGAAGGUUUCCCGGAGGUGGAAGCCGGUUCCCCCCUAACUUCGGAAGGCUUGGAAGCUUCAGGCAGGGAUAAUAUCAUGAUGAAUAAGUAAUCGGGAGGAGAGGCCAACGACGCCGGAGCGACUGCUUGAAAAAAGCCAUCGCAUGCAUAUAUGCUGGAACUUCACAGCGUCAAGAAAUCAUCUGGCAUUCGAAGUCAAUCCUUCAGUCUUCAUUGCUAUGUGCUCUAAUUAAAUAUAUUUCUUCGGCACCCAAGUAACGUUGGAGAUGACAACAUUGUUGCCGCACCUUGUGUGUAUGUUGACACAUCAUGAUGAUAUUGUUAUUGCUAUAUUUUUAAUGAGGAGGGUUCACCCAUCUGAUCAUUCCCAUGACCUACCGUCACCUGCGCUCAGAGAUAUGCAACACUACGGAUGUCGUUAAUCAUAUGAUGACAAUAAAUGGAUGUUUUUCA